CAUCCGGUUCUGUCAGCUUCGCUCUCUCUCUCGCUCUCUCUCGCCGUAAAUGAAAGCCUCAUCCUCAGGUAUGCCUCCUAACCCGAUGCGCUCCAGCGGCAACAACAACUACUACUACCGGAGGCGGCCGAUUCACACUCUCGGUUUGAUGGAACACACACACACAGCCAAAGGAAAGUCUGCGCUGUAAUAAAAGUACGAACUUCAGGGACUGAGAACAACUGAUUUAAAGAAAAUAAAUAAAAAAAUAGCCUCGGCCAUGGCGACAAUAGGGGAUUUCGACCCACUCAACUCCAUCGUACCUGCUACAAAGAUUGAAAUCACCGCUUCUUGCAGGAACCUGUUAGACAUGGACACCUUCUCCAAGUCAGAUCCAGUGGUGGUGUUGUACGUUCAAGGCCUGGGGACAAAGGAGUGGAGAGAGUUUGGCCGGACAGAAGUGAUCGAUAACACACUGAACCCUGACUUUGUUAGGAAGUUUGUCCUUGAUUUCUUCUUUGAGGAAAAGCAGAACCUUCGCUUUGAUGUGUACAAUGUGGAUACUAGGAGCUCCAAUCUUUCCAAACAUAAGGACUUCCUGGGUCAGAUGUUCUGCACGUUAGGUGAGAUCAUUGGUUCACCUGGCGGCAGGCUGGAAAGGACUCUUUCUGGUAUUCCUGGGAAGAAGUGUGGAACCAUCAUCUUCACCGCUGAGGAGCUGAGUAACUGCAGAGACAUAGCCACUAUGCAGUUUUGUGCAAACAAGCUGGAUAAAAAGGAUUUCUUUGGCAAGUCUGAUCCUUUCCUUGUCUUCUACCGGAGCAACGAGGAUGGCACGUUUACGAUCUGCCACAAGACUGAGGUGAUCAAAAACAACCUAAACCCUGUCUGGCAGUCAUUUACUAUUCCUGUUCGAGCACUUUGUAAUGGAGACUAUGACAGGACAGUCAAGGUGGACGUUUACGACUGGGACAGGGAUGGGAGUCAUGACUUUAUUGGAGAAUUCACCACAAGCUACAGAGAACUAUCCCGAGGCCAAAGCCAGUUCAAUGUCUAUGAGGUGUUGAAUCCUAAAAAGAAAGGCAAAAAGAAGAAAUACAUCAACUCAGGGACGGUGACCCUGCUGUCUUUCAAAGUGGAGUCAGAGUAUACAUUUGUCGACUUCAUCAGAGGAGGGACACAACUCAACUUCACUGUAGCCAUAGACUUCACAGCAUCCAAUGGUAACCCGUCCCAGCCGACAUCGUUGCACUAUAUGAGUCCAUACCAAAUGAAUGCAUAUGCCAUGGCCCUGAAGGCUGUGGGAGAAAUUAUCCAGGACUAUGACAGUGACAAACUCUUCCCUGCGUAUGGCUUUGGAGCUAAACUUCCCCCAGACGGCAAGAUCUCCCACGCCUUUCCACUGAACUUUAACUCCGAGAACCCAAACUGUGUUGGCAUUGAAGGUGUACUAGAGGCUUACUUUCAGAGCCUGCGAACUGUUCAGCUGUAUGGUCCAACCAACUUUGCUCCUGUCAUCAACCAAGUGGCUCGGAGUGCUGCAGAAGUGACUGAUGGCUCACAGUACUUUGUGCUGCUGAUGAUCACAGACGGCGUCAUCUCAGACAUGGCUCAGACUAAAGAGGCAGUUGUCAAUGCAGCCUCUCUGCCAAUGUCUGUCAUCAUAGUAGGAGUGGGCCCUGCUGAGUUUGAUGCUAUGGAGGAGCUGGAUGGAGAUGAGGUCAGAGUUUCCUCCAGGGGACGCUUUGCUGAGAGAGACAUCGUCCAGUUUGUUCCUUUCCGGGACUACAUCGACCGGUCAGGGAACCAGGUCCUGAGCAUGGCCCGACUGGCUAAGGAUGUCCUGGCAGAGAUCCCUGACCAGCUGCUGUCAUUCAUGAAGAGUCGGGGGAUUGAACCCCGCCCCCCCCUGCCCGUCACCUCCGACUCCCCCUCAGUGUCCACCACAACUGCAACCAAUACGUCUACGACCAAGCACUGCAACCCUCACCCCUGAGAGAAGGACAGCAGGCAGAGUGGAGCAAGCUGUUUGGGCAAAGGGAAGUGUGUGUGUGCAUGUGUGUGUGUAGGUGUGUUCUGGGGUUUUCAAGGUUAUCUGACAGAAACCAAAUCAGUAAACUGAACCUAAGAAUUCCUUCUGAAAGCACUGACUACGAGGAUUCCUCUGCAAGACAUGUACAAGAAGCAUAGAGAAUAGAUUUUUAAAUCUUUUUUUAUGUUUCUGAUUUUUUGUCAACAUCUGUCACAAACACUCUCCAGGUAUAACACACGAUUCUGCACAGACACACGGGCUCCAUUCAAAUCUAUUGUUUCCUUUGUGUGUUGUAAUCCACUAUGGACGCUUUAUUGACCUUUCUUGCAAAGGUGGGAAGUCAAAAGAUUCUACUACUGGUCUUGUUCACAGUCUGCCGUAAUAGAAUAAUAAAUGCUGUAGCAGCCAUCUAAACUGAUUUCUAUCAGCUGUGAAGAAAGACAGCUCUGAGGGUGAUAUCCUGUCCUUAUUUGCUUAUUCUCAGGGUGUUUCAGUGGCUAUUAAAUCAUGUCUUGGUUCUUGCAACUGAGGCCCAAGGAACACUGGCUCUUUUCUUAAAAUUAUAUGCUGUCUAUUACUGUAGAAAAUGAAACUUUUGUUUUAGUUUACUUUAGCAAAGGCAUGGAAAUUGCUCUCCUUUUCAAAGACACUGUUAGAAGACAGGGCAAGUUUAAAGUUAAAAUCCCCCAUGGACAUGAAGAGAGUUGCUUGUGAGCACCUCCUGAAAGGAGUAAACAUACAAGGGUAUGAAACCAGCCAUCCCCUGCUCCUCUGCACCUGCAGCCGCUGUACAAUUUGAACAUAUGGAAGGGCAGAUCAUUUCAGCCCUGGUUAAAAAGUCGAACAUAGCCGUGUCUGUGAGCUCUGUCCCCAGUCUUCUUCUAAACUGUAAAUCUCCUGGCUGUGGCUGUCAUUUGGGAUGAAUCAUGCAUGAGGAAGGUGCCUCUGGUACCUAUUUAAAAUGAAAAGGGUUUCCCAUUGCAGAUUUUACAGGCCAGAAAACUUCAAAUGUAGCAAAGAAAAUGUGUGGGAAGAGUGGGAAACACCAAGAAGAAGAAGAAAUCGAAUGUGAGGUUUGGUACUUAGUGCUGCAUUGUUCAGUUUGCAAACUUUAUCUUCAUCAUGCAUGCCGAAUUCUUGUUUUUUUUUCUUCUCAUAUCCUGUAUUUUUAUUUUCCUUGCUUUUGUUGUGUGCAUGAAUGAUUUAAGCAAAAGAGAGCAAGUGCUUGAACAGAAAACCUAAAUCUUUCAUUGGCAGUCCCAAAGAGCCCAACACACUGCAGCUUACAAGUACACAGACAAAACAAAUGCAAGAAUAAAGCAGGAAAAACCAGCUGCUGUGUGGCCAAGAAAUAGGAUAAAAUGCAACAAACAUUAAUCAUUAUUAAAAUAUUAUUAUUCAUCACUUCAGUCCUGGCUUGAUUUUGUUAACCCCAUUGUUUCUGUUUCCGGUGUGUUUAGUUUGCAGUUCAAAGACAGGCUACACGUGAAUGUUGCUAGUAAAAAGGUGCACAGUGCUAGAAUUACAAACAAAUAGUUUGUUAGGACUUCUGUCCUGAAACUCCAGCAUAUUGAAGGAAAGAGGAUCUGCCACUGCAUUAGAAACACUUGAUCAAACUUGGUAUAUCACUAGCUAAGAAGUGGAGAGACGUAAUGAGACAAGAUGAGGUCAAAUUAAAUAAGAUAUAAGAGAAAAGUAUUUGAUUUUGUGCAGUGUGGGUUCUGUCCAGUAGCAUAUUUGUAUUAGGAUGUGUUUUUAAUUAUUACAAUGGAUUUCUGUAUUUAUUGUAUAUGUUGUAAAAUGGCUCCAUUUCAUUGGUGUUUAUUUUGUCCAUUUUCAUCUAUAUUCUAACAUUUUAGCCUUCUGAGUUUUUGCAACGACACUAUUUUUGCUGUUAGGUGGGCUCUUUUUUUGGUACCACUCCAUAAAACAAAUACUGUGAAGUUUCAUCAAUUUUCUUUUGUCUCUGACUUUUUUAUGUAGGGUUAGCAGCAGUUUUAGAAUGUUCAACCUGGCUGUGUCACGAAAACAGAAACAAUAAUAACAACAACGAAUGGAUUAUAUGAUAUUUAUCUGGAUUACUGAGUAUUUGUCACAUUGUAUCAGAAGGGAAAUGGACAUGUGGCCUUAUUUCUGUCAUAAUCCUGCAAGUAAGUGUGAGGGAGGACUCUAUUUUUAUAUGACAACACCAGGAAAUAUGUUAUUUUGCAUGCUUAUAUGGCUGUUAUGCUGCUAAUGAUUGUACUAUCUGUAUUCAUAUCUGAAAAUGAUUUCAGACAACAUUCCUCUGUGUGUUUACUUGUGUACUGUGCAGAAUCAAUCCUUCUAUUUCUGACUGCCAGCCUAAUAAUCCAGCACAUAACAGAUAUAUGAAAAGUAGGGUAGAUUUGUAUCAAACAACGUUUAAAACAUGCAUGUUUGUGUUAUGACUAUAUGUAAACAAACCCAAAGUCACAUAACCUGUUGGAUAUUUUUGUAUGAAGCAUGCUGAGCUUUCUACACAGUGUGUACAGGAUGAGGUUAUUAUAUACUGCUCACCAGUUCCAUUUGUUAUGUAGAAGCUGUGUGUAAACAUGUUAAAGUGUUGUACAGAAUAUUUUGUGAAGUCUUCCUUCUUUCCAUUUUUUCACUCUGUUCCAAAUAUUUCUUUUAUUUUUGUUUCCACUUGUGUUGGUCAAAGUUUUUAAUUUUGUCACUGUUUUCUAGCUUUUGCUUAAAAACCAAAUAAAGAUAUUAUUGAAGGCUGAACUGUAAUCUUGCUCACUGUUUUACAGUAAUUGCUGUGUUAA
Messenger RNA from Maylandia zebra (zebra mbuna), 4800 nucleotides. RefSeq names its product copine-9. Lineage: Eukaryota; Metazoa; Chordata; Actinopteri; Cichliformes; Cichlidae. Gene Ontology annotation, cellular component: plasma membrane. The record is from RefSeq and is a predicted model, not a curated record. Gene Ontology annotation, molecular function: calcium-dependent phospholipid binding. Gene Ontology annotation, biological process: cellular response to calcium ion.